This is a messenger RNA of Schistocerca serialis cubense, 3505 nucleotides long. RefSeq names its product GPI inositol-deacylase. Gene Ontology annotation, molecular function: phosphatidylinositol deacylase activity. The transcript is spliced from 15 exons. The record is from RefSeq and is a predicted model, not a curated record. Gene Ontology annotation, biological process: endoplasmic reticulum to Golgi vesicle-mediated transport; GPI anchor metabolic process. The coding region runs from base 175 to 3306 and encodes 1043 amino acids. NCBI's taxonomy places the organism in Eukaryota, Metazoa, Arthropoda, Insecta, Orthoptera, Acrididae. Gene Ontology annotation, cellular component: endoplasmic reticulum.
GGCGCUGACGCGCAAGUGCCGGCAUGACGGGUGAAGAUGUAUAUUUACAACGAUAAAAUAAAUGGAAAUAUAAUUUGUGUUUAUUACUGUACUGUUUGCUGUGAAAGAAAAUGAACAGUGUCAAACAAGGAGAAGUUUUUGUAACGUGUCAUCCCUAUCUGCAGGAGAUUAGUUAUGGCUGCAGUGAACGCUUUCGUAAUCUUAUCCUUAGCCGUAUUUAUGAUUUUCUGCAUCGGCAUUCGUAACUUUUUAGUAGAUUUUGAAGAAAAUGGCUGUGAAAUGACAUAUAUGUUCGAGUAUCCUCAAUAUGUCAAAAUCUCUCUCCCACAAAAUGUAACAAAAAAGUACAGCCGCUAUGGACUGUAUGCUUAUGGAGAAGGCCAGUUUACUGAGAAAUUGAGGCAUAUGAUAUUUAAUGGCGUACCAGUACUCUUCAUUCCAGGAAAUAGUGGUUCCCACAAACAAGUCCGUUCAUUGGCAUCUGUCAGUCUCAGGAAAGCUAUUUCCUCACAUUCAAGGUUUCAUUUUGAUUAUUUCUCAUUGGAUUUCAAUGAAGAAUAUUCAGCAUUGUUUGGAGGGGUCCUUCAAGAGCAAACAGAAUUCCUUCAUAUCAGUAUUAAGAGAAUUCUUUCAUUAUACGAGAGAAGUCCAUCAAAACCAAAUUCUGUUGCACUUGUUGGACAUUCAAUGGGUGGUGUAGUGGCAAGAGGCUUAUUCAUGUUGCCUGAUUUCAAUACAUCACUUGUAAAAGUGAUAGUGACAUUAGCAACACCACAUGUAUCUCCUGUCCUCUCUGUCGACUGGCAUUUAUCUUCAUACUUUGGUAAAACCAACGUAUUUUGGGGAACACACAGGAAUGAUCAGUUGAAGAAUGUCACUUUUGUUUCACUGGGUGGAGGACACCGUGAUGUUAUGGUUCAGUCGGCACUUACAAUUAGUUCCUCUGCUGACAUCAACAUUCUGACAACAGAUGUGCCAACUGUUUGGCUGUCCACUGACCAUCUGUGCAGUCUGUGGUGCAAACAACUUGUUUUGGUCCUAGUGAGAGCUUUUUUUGAUAUUGUGGAUAUUUCAACAAAACAAAUAUCUGACAACCCAGUACUUCGCAAAGACAUUUUCUACUAUCACCUAGUCCAUAGAACAGGUGGCAAACGUUUCUCCAUAUCGGAGCAUCCACAUCAGCUGCUGUUAAGUGCAGAUGCAGAAUGGGAGGAAUAUCUUCAGAGAAAGCUAUCAAUAUCAGAACCAUAUGGACUUCGAGGCACACGUCAUACUAUGGUGCGUUUGGUGAAUGAUGAGAAACAUCAUUGGCUUACUGUAGUUGUCAGUGGUCUGGAAGCCAAAGACUGGAUCUUUGUAUGCUCAGCAGAUGUUGUUUGGAAGUCCUCAAGAAUGUGUGAUAUUGGUGUCAAUCUCUCAAAUGAAACAGUGUUCCUUCCUUCUGCAUCAGUGAAGAGAAAAAUGAUACACGUGGACUUACUGAAAUUGAAGGCUAACACAUCAUUCACCCAUGUUGUGUUACGGUUAUUACCUACAAGUAAUCCACUGCAGCUUCAUAUAGAUGUCCAUUCAUCAGAGCGACAUUUUGUAGUCCCAUUGCCACCUUUACUGCCAUUUUCACGUCCAGUUAGUAUAUUACCAAAACUGACAGAUGAGAAGGCAUUGCAUUACCGAUUUUAUUUGCCAGAUCUGGAAAAGCUGUGGCAAGCAUACCUACUUUAUAUAAAACCUGUUACUUGCCACAGUGGUGCACACCAAGCAGUUGCAAAGUUUUAUGUGCCAUGGAAUAAGGAAGCAGUUCAUAAACUUGUGACCGGCAAGUCAGCAACUCCAUUGAAGGUGAAACUGCAGUCACCAAAGCCAGCAUUAUACAAUGGAUCCAAACACCCACACAUUGAUCUAAUAUUGGAUGCUUCUUGUCAGUACAUGUUAAGCAUACAGCCCUCCAUAGCUGACAGUCUUGGACAGUUAGUACGAUUCUACUCACCUCAGCUGCCAGCAUAUGUGGCCACCAUACUGUUACUUGUACUGCGCCAGCAAAUAGUAGAACUCUCAAAAACUGGAAGCUGUGUCAUGUUUCAUACUGCUUUGGGAACAGGUGGCAAAGCAUAUAACUUGUUCUUUGUUGCCAUAAUCACUUCUCAAAUACUUAGGUGGUGCAUGGAUAUAAUGCCCUUGUCAUUCCUCAAGGAAUCAGGUGUGAUGCCUGUGCAGUAUUUAGACACUGAUACUUUUCUUUUGUCAUCAAUACUGUAUAUGGUUUCAUUCACUAUCGUCUUCCUGAUGGGAGUAUUUUGCUGGGCAGCCAUUAUUCUGUCUGGGCAAGCAGCUCACAAAAUGGCACUGAGAUUUUUGGCCAAAACUGUAACAGGUGUUAUUGUUCUGUCUGACUGGACUCUGUCAGCAUUGUCUCACCUACCUGCCACUGUUGCUGUAAUUCUUCUGGCACUUACAUUUAGUACAUGUGGUUCACUGAGCCUCUGCAUUGGAUUAUUUUUCUUCUUCUUGAUGUUGUGCAAAAUGUAUGAAGAUUACCUCGAGCAACUUGUGAGAAUGUCUCUCCAUUUCAUUGCAAAAACUUUGAAAGGUGCUACUAAAAAGAAACAGAACUUGCCAGACAGGAACAAGGAAGAAGAAAAGGAAGAGGACAACAAUAUAGAAGAUAAAAAGAAUAAAGAGAAUAAAACUGCUUUGGAGAACACUAGGAAAGAUGAUGACAAAAUUCCUGAAAUAGAGCACAAAGAAAAUGAUACAAAUAAUGAUGUUACAAAUAAUGAUGUUACUAAUAAUGAUGUUACUAAUAAUGAUGCUGCCCAGGAUGAUGACCUCAAUGAGAAGAAAAAUGAGAAGUGUGGAAGUAAUGGUAAUGAAGAAAACAAAGUAAAAGAUGAAACAGAACAGGGAGCAACUCCAGAUGCAAAGGAAAGCAAGGACAGUGACAACUCUCUUUCUGCACUCCAUUUUAAUUUUACCAUUUUUAUAAUCUGGCUCACAGUGUGUGCUCUUAAUGUGCCCAGUGCCCUAGUGUGGGCUCAUAAUUACAGGUAUAAUAGAAGACUGGAACCUGAUCCAUCACUGCCUUUAAGUGUUGUUCUCUGUACUUGUGCAGGAUUUCUGUGGCAGACAAAUGUGCCAAAAAAUAAUUUAAAAUACUACAACACUGUCUCAAAAAUGUUGUAUGGACUUGCGGUCUUUGCUUUGUGCUAUGGCCCAUUGUCACUUUAUGUAAUGAGUCCUGUAUUGGCAACAGCAGUUGCUAUUGUUACCAUUCACCAAAUGUUCUUCCCAUCUUCUUCAUCAAUGUGAUAUUUGAUGUUUAACAUAUAGACUUUAUUUUCGUGUGUUCUUAUAUGUGCUUUUUUGCUACUUAACAAAGACUGUACAAAAUUUGUAACAAAGAACAGAUGUGAUAUUUAUAUGUUUGUUAUAGAGAUGUAUUUGUAGUAUUCAUGGAUUGUGAAUUAGAUACUAAAUAUUUAUAGGUAAUUUAUAUUUUGUGUGAUGU